GUGUAUAGUGUGUGGUUAAUGUACAUGUAGUUAAAUAAUAUGUGUUUUCUUUAACUAUACAGUGAACAUAAUGUUCAUGUGUGUGUGUUUGUGUGGUGUCCAGUCUGUGUGUAGAUGUGGUGAGGUAGUCAAAUAUUAUACACACACACAUACACACACACACUAUGUUCUACCUGUAGAAAAGUGAACAGAUGUCACACUGUGUGUGUGUGUGUGUGUGUGUGAGAGAGAGAGAGAGAGAGAGAGUAUUUCCUUACAGCAGAGGGGAGCAUGUGGCAGCAUGUCAGCUUCUACAAAGAGAACAGGAAGAUCACAUAUAGCAUAUUAGCGGGGCUCAGACACACACAAACACACACUACAAAGUCUGUUCUCUCUACAGUUAAGGAAACAAUAUAUAUUAACUAGGAUUGUGUGUAAGCCGAGCAUCAGCAUCUGUCCUGAACCUGAACUGCAGCCUGGUCCUUCUGCCAAUGUGCAGAUCCAUCCUCACUGUACUGAGGGGACAAACACAGGUAAACAGUAGAAAAGUGCGUAGGUUGUUGGAUAAAAGUAAAACCUUCCACGUGGCGUGUGGUGUUGCUAUUUGCGUCUUCUCAGUGGUACAUGUGAGCGCUCAUCUGGUGAAUGCCGUCAGCUUCUCUGUCCGAUUCUCAGAUGAUUUUCCUGACCUCAAUGUCGCACAUUUCCGGGGCCAGGAUCCCCGUGUCCUCAUUCUGACCACAGUUCCUGGGAUUACAGGCAUCCUAUUGGUGCUCAUUUUAUUCCUGAUGUUUACAGCGUCUUCGCACAGUAUACGUGUGUGCAGCUAUGAGAUCUUCUGGUACACUCACAAUCUUUUCAUAAUCUUCUACAUCAUACUGAUGCUGCAUGUGCUGGGAGGGGUUUUAAAGUACCAGACGAAUGUGGAAGCCCACCCACCAGGCUGCGUCUUAGCCAAUCAGACGCGUCCAACUGAUCCGACGGCAAGAGAAGGAAAGAGAGUGGAGUCAGUCAAAGGCACACCUACAGUGUGUAGUGAAGAGGCCAAGUUUCAUCCUCAUUUUCCCCAGACGUGGCUGUGGGUCUCGGCUCCUCUCUGUCUGUACUGUGCCGAGAGAGUGUAUCGCUAUGUGAGGGGCAGCACCCCUGUUACCGUGGUAUCUGUCUCCAGGCACCCCUGUGAUGUAAUUGAGGUGCGCAUGCUGAAGAGUGGCUUUAAGCCCCGCCCAGGACAAUACAUUCUGCUGAACUGCCCAAGUGUUUCAUCAUUUGAAAACCAUGCAUUCACUCUGACUGCAUGUCCAACCCAGAACAAAGAAACAUUUGGAAUUCAUAUUCGAGUGCUUGGGGACUGGACGAAAUGUUUUUCACAGCUGUUGCUUCCCGAGUCAGAACACUCCGAGAUCCUUCCCAUGAUGCAUCAGCACAGAUACCCCAAGCUGUAUGUGGAUGGUCCGUUUGGAAGUCCGUCUGAGGAAGUGUUUAAUUAUGAAGUGAGUGUGUGUGUAGCUGGAGGGAUUGGUGUUACACCCUUCGCUUGCAUUCUACACACACUGCUUGAUGACUGGCGUCACUAUAAGCUACAGAGACUCUACUUUGUGUGGGUGUGUCGAGAGUUGCAGUGCUUCUACUGGUUUGCUGAACUGCUGUGUAGUUUAUAUCGCAAGUUGUGGGAGGAGAAUCGCCCUGACUUCCUGAAUAUUCGUCUCUAUCUCACAAGUACACAUAAGCUACAGAACCUCAGAGAAGAAAAGUACCGCCCCCUGAGUUCCAGGCUGCUGAUUGGUCGACCCAAUUGGAAGCAUCUUUUUCAGGAGAUAGGGAAAGCCAAUCGGCAUAAGAAAGUGGGCGUGUUCUGCUGUGGCCCUAAAAGUAUCUCCAGAGAGUUACACAAACUUUGUAACUCCUUCUCAUCUUCAACAACCAUCUUCGAGUACAACAAGGAGUCCUUCAGCUAACACACGCUGAAAAUGACUUUAAAAUGAACUUCAUCAAAUAAGAACCAAAAAAUAAA
This is a messenger RNA of Hemibagrus wyckioides, 1993 nucleotides long. RefSeq names its product NADPH oxidase 4. NCBI's taxonomy places the organism in Eukaryota, Metazoa, Chordata, Actinopteri, Siluriformes, Bagridae. Gene Ontology annotation, molecular function: superoxide-generating NAD(P)H oxidase activity. Bases 471 to 1937 code for a protein of 488 amino acids. The record is from RefSeq and is a predicted model, not a curated record. The transcript has 17 exons. Gene Ontology annotation, cellular component: NADPH oxidase complex; plasma membrane. Gene Ontology annotation, biological process: superoxide anion generation; defense response.